Messenger RNA from Cladophialophora yegresii CBS 114405, 2304 nucleotides. Its product is annotated as protein transporter SEC23. Gene Ontology annotation, biological process: intracellular protein transport; COPII-coated vesicle cargo loading; endoplasmic reticulum to Golgi vesicle-mediated transport. The transcript is spliced from 3 exons. The record is from RefSeq and is a predicted model, not a curated record. Lineage: Eukaryota; Fungi; Ascomycota; Eurotiomycetes; Chaetothyriales; Herpotrichiellaceae. The coding region runs from base 1 to 2304 and encodes 767 amino acids. Gene Ontology annotation, cellular component: endoplasmic reticulum exit site; COPII vesicle coat. Gene Ontology annotation, molecular function: zinc ion binding; GTPase activator activity.
AUGGACCAGGCGCAAUACGAUGCGAUCAAGGACAACUGGGGCGAGGUGGAAGACAGAGACGGCGUCAGGCUCAGCUGGAAUGUCUUCCCUUCCACGCGCAUGGAAGCAAACAGACUAGUUGUCCCUGUGAGCGUCCUGUUAACACCUCUGAAAGAGCUUGGCAAACCACCUCUGCUUUACGAGCCUGUCACUUGCAAAGCACCUUGUCGAGCUGUCCUGAACCCCUUCGCCAACGUCGAUGUUCGCGCCAAAAUAUGGAUCUGCCCUUUCUGCUUACAGCGCAACCAGCUACCCCGUCAUUAUGGAGAUAUAAGUGCCGAAAACAUACCUCCAGAAAUGCACCCUGGGAAUACAACAGUUGAAUACAGACUCGCGCGCCCUGCGCCUGCUCCACCCAUUUUUGUGUACGUGGUUGAUACUGCAAUCGAGGAGGAUGGCUUGCAGGCGCUGAAGGAGACGUUGGUCAUGAGUCUAUCGUUGCUCCCUGCCAAUGCUCUCGUCGGUCUGGUCACAUUCGGGACAAACGUGGCCGUGCACGAAAUCGGCUACACCGAAUGCCAAAAGUCAUAUGUCUUCAGAGGAAGCAAAGAUUACGCUGCAAAACAAGUCCAGGAAAUGCUUGGACUGGCUGCCCCAGGACUGAGACCCAAUAUGCCGCCUGUACAAGGACGUCCGCCACCACCCAUGGGUCCCGCUGCUCGGUUCCUUCUCCCCGUCCAGCAGGCGGAAUUCCAAAUCACCAACGCCAUUGAACAGCUGCAAAAAGACCCUUGGCCGGUAGCAAACGAUCGACGGCCGCUUCGUUGCACUGGUGUCGCCAUGAGCAUUGCAGUCAGCUUACUUGAGACUUCGUUCCAGAACGCCGGAGCCAGAAUUAUGCUCUUUGCUGGUGGUCCCGCGACCGAAGGACCGGGCAUGGUGGUCGCUCCCGAACUCCGUGAACCUAUCCGGUCGCACCACGACAUCGACCGAGAUAACGUAAAGUACUUCAAGAAGGCAAUCAAGUACUACGAGACGCUCGCAAAACGGACUGCGCACAACGGCCACAUCAUCGAUCUGUAUGUCGGCUGCCUCGAUCAAGUCGGCCUGCUCGAAAUGAAAGGAUUGGCCAACUCUACUGGUGGCCAUAUGGUCUUGACCGACAGUUUCACUUCCUCGCAGUUCAAGCAGUCCUUCGUCCGUGUAUUUGACAAGGAUGAACAGGACCAACUCUACAUGGGAUUCAAUGCCUCACUCGAAGUCGUAACCACGAAGGAGCUCAAGGUUACUGGGCUGAUAGGUCAUGCGGUCUCCCAGAACAAAAAGUCCAGCUCUGUGGGCGAGACGGAAUGUGGUAUUGGAAACACCUGCCUCUGGAAAAUGUGCGGCAUCGACCCUACAUCCAGUUACGGUCUCUAUUUUGAGAUUGCCAAUCAAGGCGGUCCGACGCCAAUGCAGCAAGGUCCUCAACGGGGCAUGAUGCAGUUCUUGACCUAUUACCAGCACUCUUCGGGGCAGUAUCAUCUUCGUGUGACCACUGUUGCUCGCAAUCUGAGCGGGCCCACAGGCGACCAAGCUCUGGCACAGUCGUUUGACCAGGAAGCUGCGGCAGUGCUCAUGGCAAGAAUUGCAGUCUUCAAAGCGGAGGUCGAUGACGGACCGGACGUGCUCAGAUGGGUUGAUCGAAUGCUCAUUCGACUGUGCUCCAGAUUUGCGGACUACCGAAAAGACGAUCCGACAUCCUUCCGACUCGACAAGAAUUUUACCCUAUACCCUCAAUUCAUGUUCCAUCUGCGGAGAUCGCAAUUCCUUCAGGUUUUCAACAACUCACCUGACGAGACUGCAUUUUAUCGACAUGUACUGAAUCACGAGUAUGUGGGCGAUUCGCUGAUCAUGAUCCAACCUACACUCGACUCUUACGGCCUCGACCAAGAAGGUGGUCAACCUGUGCUCCUCGACUCCGCCUCCAUCCAGCCGCAGACCAUCCUUCUCCUUGACACUUUCUUCCAGAUUCUCAUUUUCCACGGUGAGACUAUGGCUGAAUGGCGUAAAGCUGGCUAUCAGGACCAAGAGGGUUAUGAGAAUUUCCGCGCUGUCCUCGACGCUCCGAAAGAAGAUGCUAGAGAAUUGGUGCAAGACCGUUUCCCUCUGCCGCGAUUUAUCAUUUGUGACGCUGGAGGCUCCCAGGCCCGUUUCCUGCUAUCGAAGCUGAAUCCAUCGACCACUCAUGCAACGGGUGGAUAUGGAGGUGUCGCUCAAACUGCCCAGACGAUCUUCACGGACGAUGUGUCGCUGCAGACUUUCAUGGACCAUCUCAUGAAGUAA